Empidonax traillii (willow flycatcher) is the source of this 7149-nucleotide messenger RNA. RefSeq names its product prolactin receptor (gene PRLR). Lineage: Eukaryota; Metazoa; Chordata; Aves; Passeriformes; Tyrannidae. The record is from RefSeq and is a predicted model, not a curated record. Gene Ontology annotation, cellular component: signaling receptor complex; external side of plasma membrane; membrane. Gene Ontology annotation, molecular function: cytokine receptor activity; cytokine binding. Gene Ontology annotation, biological process: cytokine-mediated signaling pathway. Bases 221 to 2707 code for a protein of 828 amino acids. The transcript is spliced from 13 exons.
UGCAGCAACUGAUACAAAGAGUGACCUUUUUUUCUCUGUAUGUUUUAGGAACAAAAUAGUGAUCCUUCCGGCAAUAUACUAAUCCUAGAAUUCUUUUUCUUUUGCAGCCUGUGAAGUGAUCUGACAUGCAUGAAAGAGAGGAGUAAAAAGCUUCCUUACAUACAUGAAUCCUUUAGUGAGCCCCUGAUCUGACAUUUCCUCCUGAGGAGAAGCAGACGUCAUGAAUCGGAGAUUCAUUUCAUCAGUUCACAUUAUUUUGCAGCUUGCCCUGACUACAGCAGGUCUGACUGGUCAGUCAUAUCCUGGGAAACCUAAGAUAGUAAGAUGUCGUUCCCUAGAAAAGGAAACCUUUUCUUGUUGGUGGAAGCCUGGCUCAGAUGGAGGACUUCCUACCAACUACACCCUGUUCUACAGCAAGGACAGUGAAGAAAAAAUCUAUGAAUGUCCAGACUACCAAGCAUCAGGUCCCAAUUCCUGCUACUUUGAUAAAAACCACACUAAUCCCUGGACAACAUAUAUUAUCACUGUAAUGGCAACGAAUGAGAUUGGAAGUAACAGCUCAGACCCUCAGUAUGUGGAUGUAACCUCCAUAGUUCAGCCAGAUGCUCCUGUGAACCUCUCUCUAGAAACAAAAACAUCUGCUAGCAUAACAUACCUUUGGGCAAAAUGGUCUCCACCUCCGUUAGCUGCUGUCAGCUCUGAUUCACAUGUAUAUCACUAUGAGCUACGACUUAAACCUGAGGAAAAGGAAGAGUGGGAGACAAUAUCUGUUGGAGUGCAGACACACUACAAGGUGACCGGGUUACAAGCUGGGGUGAAGUACAUUGUUCAGGUCCGUUGCAUGUUAGACCUUGGAGAAUGGAGCGAGUGGAGCUCUGAAAGAAACAUCCAGAUCCCCAAUGGAGAGUCACCUCCUGAAAAGCCUACCAUAAUAAAGUGCCGUUCUCCUGAAAAGGAAACAUUUACUUGUUGGUGGAAACCUGGUUCAGAUGGAGGACAUCCUAUUAACCAUACUUUGCUUUACAGCAAAGAGGGAGAAGAAAAAGUUUAUGAAUGUCCAGAUUACAAAACUGCAGGCCCCAAUUCAUGUUACUUUGAUAAAAAGCACACCUCUUUCUGGACCAUAUACAAUAUUACUGUGAGGGCAACUAAUGAAAUGGGAAGUAAUGUCUCUGAUCCUCAUUACGUGGAUGUGACUUACAUAGUACAGCCAGAUCCUCCUGUGAAUAUAACUCUGGAAUUAAAAAAGUCAGUAAAUAGAAAACCAUAUCUGGUCCUGACAUGGUCUCCACCUCCACUAGCUGAUGUCAGAUCUGGAUGGCUUACUCUUGAAUAUGAAUUGCGACUAAAGCCUGAAGAAGGAGAGGAAUGGGAGACUAUUUUUGUUGGACAGCAAACACAAUGUAAAAUGUUUAGUUUAAAUCCUGGAAAGAGGUACAUAGUACAGAUUCACUGCAAACCAGACCACCACGGAUCAUGGAGCGAGUGGAGCCCAGAAAUGUACAUUCAGAUUCCUACUGAUUUUAGAGUUAAAGAUAUGGUUGUGUGGAUCAUUGUUGGUGUCCUGUCAUCUCUUAUUUGUUUAAUCAUGAGCUGGACAAUGAUUUUAAAAGGGUACAGAAUGAUGGCUUUUAUCCUACCACCAGUUCCAGGACCAAAGAUAAAAGGCAUAGAUAAACAUCUGUUAGAGACAGGAAAAUCUGAAGAAUUACUGAGUGCUCUUGGUUGCCAUGGUUUCCCUCCAACAUCAGACUGUGAGGAACUACUGAUAGAAUAUCUGGAGGUAGAGGACAGUGAGGAUCAGCAACUCAUGCCAAGCCAUGACACUCCCAGUAAAAAUACAAAAAUGAUACCCAAAGAAACAGACAGUGACUCGGGCCGAGGAAGCUGUGAUAGCCCUUCUCUGCUCUCUGAGAAGUGCAGGGAGUCCCGUGCCCUUCCAUCAACUCUUCAAACACAAGACAUAAGAGCUGAUCAAGAAAAUAAAGGAGCAAAAAGGAGCUGGGAAACUAAGUGUAUAGCCUCAGAACAGAAAACACUCCUUUUUAACAAUGAGAGUACAAAGUCAUCCACAUGGCCUGCAGUUCAGUUACCACCUAAUAAUCAGCUUCCUAUGUUUGCCUACCACAGUACUGUGGAGGCACACAAGAUAAUACUGAGUACCACAAAUGUGAACAUUUCACCAGUUUUGGUGGGAAAUGAAGAAAAGCACCAGUCACGGUAUCCUGUCACUGAAACUGUCCAUGACAACAUGGAAAAGCAAAGAGAGAUGGAGAAUUCCAAAACGGAGCAAAGUACAGUACAGGUCAAACAAAACAGACAUAAUGACAAGUCACCUUUCUUGAAUCCUAAACUAAUGGACUAUGUAGAAGUUCAUAAAGUCAGACAAGAUGAGGAGCCAACAGUAUUACUGAAACAUAAAGAUAAUAGUGGAAAGACUGAAAAAUACACUGUUCCUGGAACCAGCAAAGAAUAUACCAAGGUCUCAAGAGUUGUGGACCAUAAUAUUCUAAUAUUAAUGCCAGAUUCACGCAUCCAGCACACACCUGUAUCUCAAGAACCUGCAAUGGAAACAUCACAGAACCUUCAGCAAGGUCAAGCUGAGAAAAAUAUGAGCUACUGCCUGACAGCUCCAAGUGACUGCAAAAGAGAGACCAGUGGAUCAGAGUAUAUGGACCCAUCUUCCUUUAUGCCCUCUUUUAAAUAACCAGUUAGCACAGUACAUGCUUAUAUGUGUCCAGUAAAACAAAAUCACAUAGCAAACAGUUCUUCAAAAAAGCCUAGCCUUCAAAAGCCGUCUCCUGUGUGUUUUGUGCAGAUAAUAAAAUAGACAGUGGGUUGAGGUCAUAAUCAUGGAAGUUAAUCUUGGAGCAUUGACACACAUUUCUGACACAGUGAAAUGAGGAAAUGGAUAUUGUCUGCCAUGAAAAAUACAUAGUAAAAUAAUUAUUCAGUUCUGCAAAGCUGUUAAUUGAGUAAGCCUGAGGGAAUACUGCAGGUUCAACAAAGAUGAAAAUUACUAUGGGUCAGUCAGCACACCAUGGUGAUCGGAGCAGUUCCUACACUAGAUAAAUUAUUGCACAACAGUAUUGUUAUCUACAGUGUACUUUCUUCUGAAUGCAUUCUGACACUAGAUUAAGUUUUCUUUAUUUAUUUUUCUCAAUCCUCGAGAAAAAAGGAGUUACUGUAUAUGACAAAUCUUAUAUAAAAAGAGUAUAUUCUACAAAUUACAGUAAAAUAACAAAUUCUUCUAAAGAUAUUUUUGCUUUGUUUCAAUGUGAUAGAAAACUUUGCAUCCCAUUCAUAUCCUAGUCCAAUCAAACCAAACAUGAAAAAAAUAGCAGGAUAAUAUUUGAUAUACUGCCUUACUGUAUAUAAUAUAAAAUUCUACUUUAAUAUAAGCCCAUAUGUUUAACAAUGUAUUUUUAAAGGCUAUUUUUCUAUUACCAAAAAAGAGCAAAAUAAAAUAUUUUUUAAUUUCCCGGUGUUAUUUAGCUACUUAGGAACUUUUCUGUUUCCUUCUGCUAAAAUAGCAGUAACAAGUAAAGGUACAAUUUCUAUAAAAAGCAUGAAAUUAAACUUUAUACUAAUUAAGAAUAUGAAGAAAUUUUUAAACUAUAUUUCUAAUAUAUUACAGAUAUAUUACUAUUUGAAUUGUAAAUUAUUUCUUUCACACGUUUUUUAUCACCUAUAAUUAUAUAAUUAAAACAGAAUCUAGAUUUUGAGAGCAAAAUUUCUUUCCCUUUGAAUUUGUAGUCUAAUGCCAAUAGUGAAUUGAAUGGUCUUCUCCUGCAUCCUUAGUCAUUGUACUUUUCUCUGAGUCUGGAGGGAAAGUUUGAAGUCAGAUUUUUCAUAAUGAAUUUAUGAACAUUAGUUUUGGAAACCAGCCUCUAAGAUAAGAGGCAUAAAGUCUGAGUCGUAGCUCUGCUGAAAUAGCAAUGAGAAAAAGGAAAAUGUAGUAGGGCUGGACAGAUGUACCCAGAACAGCAGUGAGAACAGUAAGGAUCCAUCGUAUCCCAAGUAACUGAAGACAGAAUCAAAAUUAUACUGUAAUGGCUUUGAUCUUACUGUAGUCCUUCUUUCUUGAAAUGAAAGUUUAAUUUACUCCAGAAAAGUACAGCCAAGUGAUGACUGAUUAAAACUGGACCAAAUAUUUAGCCAGUCUCACUAGCUUCAGGGGAAAUUGGAAACAUAAGGUAAGGGAAUGGUUCUGUACCUGUGAAGGAAAGUGUAUUUGAUAAAUGGGCUCUCUUUUGUUCUUCUCCUUCCUGAACAGUUCUACAUUUCUACAUACUUUCAUGAUUUUAUGCACUGAGCCAGCCUUCCUGCAGUAUGAGGUACCUGCUGCAGAGCCAGACAAAAGAGAAUUUCAGAUUUUGAGGGUCCCAGAAGGCCACAUCUAAUUUGACGUAUCGGAUUCUCCCUUGCCAUGGAACUGCUCAAGUUCAGAUUAGUCAAGCUGUCUAGCCUUUCCACAGGCAGGACUUAGGAAUUUAACUGAUUAUUUGUGUGUCUGUAAAUGUAUGUGGUAGUGUGGACUGUAACAUUUACUUUAGGCAUCAGAUUUGGAGCCUAAGUCCUCUAUACAGGCAAUGUACUGCCAAUUUCCAGAGGCUUAUCAGUGCAGUCUGGCUGCUCUGAUGAGCGUGUGGGGAGGUAUCUUUCAUUCUUAAUACAUCCACUUAUUUAACACUUGAAGGCAUUAAAUGACUACUCCAGAGAGCAGCCAGACAUAAAACUUUGUUUAGUUAUGGUUAACAGAAUAAUUUUACUGUAGAUAUACUUUUCAUAGUAUAUCUUACAAAUUUCUACAGAUGCUAAAAGUACUGCAAAGAAACUAUUGAGUUAUCAGGAAAAAAUGGAAUGUUUUGCAGGACAGCAACUUGUCUGUGUGCAAAUAUGUAAGCUGGUUAUGCACUAUGUCUGACAGUGUUUAAUUUACACUUCAGUUUUCUGACUGAAUCUGACAGAGCUAAUCCGGACCUAGCUAUUCUCGUUCUUUACACAAAUAGUCAUAUCUGUGUUGUUUCCUACACCUAAUGCUGUGCAUAAAGACGUGCUGCCGCAGGCCUUCUGGGAUGUAUCUAGUGAUGCACAGAAGGCUAUAGAAUUUUACCAAGCCACAGCCUAAAGAUGUUGCUCAUAUAGUGGAUUUCAUAGAUUUAAGCACAAUUGACUGCAUGACCUCCGACAGCAGCAGACUGUUGCUGUGGUAGCAGUUACUUUGUACCUUAGUCAAACAGGCACGCCUUUCAGCAGAUUUUAAGUGUAUGAUUCAUCCCAUAAGCAUGUGGGCCUCCAGUAAUUCACAGAGAGAGAGGGUCGAAGAGUUUCUAUUUUUGUCAUAAAUUAGCACUGAAACUGCAAAAUAGCUGUAGCCUACACAACAUCAUGUAGUGUUGAUUCUCUUCCACCUUUGCUGAUGAAUGUCUCAAUAUGCCGAAUCAUCAUGGCUCUCAGUGAAAAGGUAAAUUCAGCCAGAGUGGAAAAGGGGGACAUUUACUCACUCCAUGAAGUUUUGAGGGAUUUGCUAUCUAGAUAUAAUCUAAACACAGUUUUUAUAAAUAUAUUUCAUUCUUUAAGAUGGACAAAUGUGCAGACUGAUUAUUUUUUCCUUGGAUUUGCUUAUGUUUUCCAAAAUACCUUGUUACUCCCAAGGGCGGAGCAACACCUUCUGAAAGUGACCUUUAACAUCUGAAAGUAUAUGGAAAAAAUAGUAAACUACUGUUCUGUGAAAUCAGAAUAACCUUCAGCUAAGUGUUUGGUCCUUUGAAUGUUCAAAUACUUAAUUUUCUGUUUGUGACAAUAUUUUUGCUUGCAGUUCUUUAAGCUUUUUAUUAGGAAAUAGAUGAGCUUUUGCAGCAGUUGUACACAGUCAAUUGGUGUAAAAAUAUGACACACCAGUGGGGAAUAACAGGCUUUUGACACCUCCUCUGAUAUCCAGAGGGAUGAAGUAUAGAACAGAAUUUACCCCAGAAACAGUGACUAGCUCACUAGCUCUUGCACCAUAAGUCAAAUUCCUCACUUUCAGUAAUUAUUUCAAGAGUGAGAAUGAUGUUUUCAAUGUCAAAGCUAUGCAUGUGUCAUUUAUAGUAUGAAUUACUUUGUAAUAGCAUAAAAUCCCUAAAAGAAAAAAUAAAGACUAUUCAACAUAAAUAAUUUUAUAGAACUCAUAAAAUUGAAUAUGUAUUUUAAUUAAUUAUCUUUCCUUUUGACUCAGACUAAUUUUAUUAACUUUUUUCAGUACUGACAAAUAUGAUUCAUUAUCAUACAUUUUCUAAUUAGACUUUUUUUUUAGCAAAGACGUAUUUGAUGUACUAUUUUAGUAUCUAAGUGUUGUAUUCCAGACUUUUAAAGAAAUACAUGUUAUUGAAUUGGUGCAUGUGCUCACAAGGCUCACUGUCACAUACAGUGCAGACUUGAGGAAUGGUCUUGAUAACACCAUGUAACUACAAAGAUUAUUUCAUAAAAGUGCAGUAAACUGACCUUAUAUAAUAUGAGUAAGAGGAUAUAUGUGUUUAUGGAACAAACUGUAACACAAAUAUGUAAUGAUGAUUUAUGUUGAAGCAGUGAAUUUCGUAGUAUAUCUGUCUACGUGUCUAUGUUUAAAUGGCUGAAAAAUAGACAGUUGCUUUAAAUGUCAUUUAAGUAUUUUAAAGUGUCAUAGCAGCAGGUGUUCAAAAUGAAUAAGCAGAAUUUUUUUGUGUUCACUGAAGCAUUGUAUGUGUGGGGUUCACCUCAUGAAACCUGUAAGUGUAUUUCAUAAUUUUACAGUAAUUGAAAACGAUUUGAAGGUGUUGUGCAAGGAAACUGAAGUCACUUAAGCCAGUUUAUAGAUAUCAGACAUCUUCUGCAAAGCCAUAAAGACAAAUGAAUGAAAAGAGUGUCAUGAGAUCCGGCAUCAUAUUCUCAAAAAAUUGCUACCUCAGAUGGUUUUUUUUCUCCCUUUAAAAGGCAGGCAAAACCAUUUUGCUUUGUGUAUAAAAUAGUGAAUCAGUCUAUCAAGAUUUAAAAAAACUUAUUUUUAAAUCCAAAUUAUUUUUGUUAACAAACAGCUUGUCAUGGAAUCCUCGCUUGUUUUGCACUGGUAGUAUGAGGAUGGGAUAUUUGAGAUGUGUGGCAAAAUUAAAUGUUUUUAAUAUGAAAAAA